Messenger RNA from Microthlaspi erraticum, 708 nucleotides. The record is from the annotation of a GenBank genome assembly. Lineage: Eukaryota; Viridiplantae; Streptophyta; Magnoliopsida; Brassicales; Brassicaceae.
AUGUGGUCUUCGAGAACUCUGAAGCACAUUUUCAGGCUAAGACCUGAGCCAAUUUCUUCUUCGUCGUCUUCUGCGUAUUCGCUCUACAUCUCCGGCGGCUCUCGCUGCACCGGCGGUCCUCUAAUUCCGUCGCAGCACCGAUCAAUUACCUCUACGGCGCCGCUUAAUGGAUGGAUGGAUACGAUCAAAGGUGUCUUCAAAGGAAACAAAGAGACUCCUUUGGAAGAAUCAAAUCUACCCGUUGAAGAUUUCACUCUCCUCCGAUUCGCCGAUGAAAUGAAGAAUGCUAAAAGGUUAGGGAAAUUCAAGCAGUACAUCGUUGGUCGAAGCAGCGAGGCCACUUUUGCAGACGCAUUCGAGAAACAAGAAGCCAUAUUAAGGUAUCUUGGAGCACGUGAUGUUACAGGAGAGAAUCUGCAAGCGAGUCAUAAGCAAGAUGCGGCUAAACAAUGUAAAUGCACGAUAACUGACGUGGAGAAUACACUGGCAAAGUUUACUUGGGCGAGACAAGCGCACAAGAAGAUGAAGGAGUUGAAAGAUGGAGGCAAACCGUUACCAAAGAACAUGGGAGAGCUGCAAAAAAUGAUGGGGACAACGCCGAUGGAUCUGGCGAGAUCAAACUUGGCCAAGAGUGGGCAGAUCAGCCGCAACGCACUUUGUCCCUGUGGUUCUAAAAAGAGAUAUAAAAGAUGUUGCGGAAAGGAUUGA